Hirundo rustica (Barn swallow) is the source of this 3009-nucleotide messenger RNA. RefSeq names its product solute carrier organic anion transporter family member 1C1-like. The transcript is spliced from 16 exons. Gene Ontology annotation, cellular component: membrane. Gene Ontology annotation, molecular function: bile acid transmembrane transporter activity; protein binding. The coding region runs from base 262 to 2376 and encodes 704 amino acids. The record is from RefSeq and is a predicted model, not a curated record. NCBI's taxonomy places the organism in Eukaryota, Metazoa, Chordata, Aves, Passeriformes, Hirundinidae. Gene Ontology annotation, biological process: transmembrane transport; sodium-independent organic anion transport; bile acid and bile salt transport.
UGUGGUGAAAGUGCUCCACUUCUUGGAGCAGGCAGCGCUUUGGCUGUGACGUUGCGCUGGCUCCAAGCCUGGAAGCCCUUGGGCACAGGAAAGAAACAGCCUGACACUGCUCUGACAAAAAAGUCAGAUGCUUCACAAAGUUAAUCAUCAGCAAAAUACAAAUCAAUAAAGAAUGUAUUUGCUCUAGAGAAAUCUGUCUUUCAGUUCCUAUCCUGUAAGGAUUGAGGAAGGCCUACAUAUCAGACCUGGAGAAGAAAAAUCAUGGAGAGACCAAUCCCUGCUGGCCAGCUUAAAGAAAAAUCACUGUUCCAGGACGGCGAUGGCAGCGCAGUUCCUGCCAAGACUCUGUGCCAUAAUUGUUCAAAACUAAAGAUAUUUCUUGGAGCUCUAGCUUUUUCCUUUUUUGCCAAAGGAUUUUCUGGAAGCUACAUGAAGAGCAUGUCCAGUCAAAUCGAAAGGAGAUUUGAAAUCUCGUCAUCGAUUGUUGGCAUUAUUGAUGGCAGCUUUGAGAUAGGUAACUUAAUGGUGAUGGUGUUGGUGAGCUACCUUGGACCAAGAGUUCAUCGGCCAAAAAUAAUUGCUGUUGGGUGUCUCAUCAUGUCCGUAGGAGCUUUUUUGUCAGUGAUGCCUCAGUUCUUAAUGGGACGUUACAAUUAUGAAAGGAUAACUGUUAGCAUGGACAACUCCUCCACGAGUGUGUCAGCUUGCUCCCCAGCCAAGUCUGAGCCCCCUCCAGUCACAGAUGCUACAGAAACGCUCAGCACAGUGAUAAAUGCUGGAUGUGAGAAAACAACAAAUUCCUAUCUGUGGCUGUUUGUGUUGGUGGGGAACCUUCUGCGUGGGAUUGGGGAGGCACCAAUUAUGCCACUGGGAGUUUCUUAUAUUGAUGAUUUUUCUAAAGAAGAAAAUUCAGCAUUUUACAUAGGCCUGGUGAGAUCCUCGGGCAUGUUUGGGCCCACCCUGGGCUUCCUGCUUGGCUCCUUCUGUGCCAGUCUCUGGGUUGACAUCGGCAUCGUGGACAUCGAUGCCAUCAGCAUAAAUCCUAAGGACACCCGUUGGGUUGGUGCCUGGUGGCUUGGAUUGCUUAUCUGUGGAGCAGUCAACUUCAUUGCUUCCUUGCCUUUCUGGUUUUUGCCCUAUUCCUUACCAAAAGAAGGAGAGAACGAAAACUUGAAGAUUAGUCACUUGUCUGUUCAAGGAGAUCACUGUAAAAUAGGACCCCCAGCUCAGCCACAGUUAAAGUUCUCAGAGGCAGUAAAAGAUUUCUUGCCAGCACUCAGGAAGCUGUUUGGAAAUCCGAUUUUUGUGGUGUUCAUCUUCCUCACUAUUCUGCAGUACAAUUCCCUCGUUGGGAUAAUAACCUAUGAGGCAAAGUUUAUGGAGCAGCAAUUUAAUGUGUCAGUGGCAAAAGCCAUCUUUCUAAUUGGUGUGGUACUCUUACCCAUCACAAUCCUGGGGAUGUUUUUGGGAGGCUUCCUGAUCAAGAAAUUCAAGCUUCACAUAACUGAAAUGGCCAAGUUUGCAUGCAUCACCUUUAUAGUGGCAUAUUUGCUGAACCUCUUGUACUUCACGUGCAGCUGUGAGGUCCUCCAGGUGGCCGGUCUGACGGCGCCCUACUCUGGGAUGAAGCACCUUUCCUCCAGCAAGCACACCUACAUGGCCAGCUGCAAUGCUGAGUGCAGCUGCAAGGUGGACCAGUGGGACCCUGUCUGCGGGGAUAAUGGGAUCACAUACAUGACAGCCUGCUUUGCAGGGUGUAAAUCAUCAUCUGGCACAGGAAGGAAUAUGGUGUUUCACAAUUGCAGCUGUGUGGAAGAGCAAGGACUCGGGCUUGGCAAUUCCUCUGCAGUUUUGGGACAAUGCCAAAGAGAAAGCUGUACCAAAGCCUUUCCCUAUUUUUUAGCAUUACAGACUGCAUGUGCAUUUAUUUUAGCCUUAGGAGGCACUCCUACAUACAUGAUUAUGUUUAGAUCCGUUUCACCAGACCUGAAAUCCUUUGCUGUUGGGAUAGAAACUUUGGGUGGUAGAGUACUAGGAGGACUCCCAGCCCCUAUUUAUUUUGGUGCCUUGAUAGACAAGACCUGUUUGAAAUGGGGGACAAAAAGCUGUGGGGGAUCUGGAUCCUGCCGAGUGUACGACACAAAUGAAUUCAGGAAUGUCUAUCUUGGCCUCAUCGCAGGACUGCGGGCAGGAUGCUGUCUCUUGUACAUUGUGCUCUCCGCUUUAAUUAUGAAACGCUUCAAACCAGAUGGAAAAGAGAUGACAGAUAUUAAAAAUGCAGAAAGACCAAUCAGCAAAGAACUAGAUACUGGCAACAAAAGAGAAAUUCUUCCUGGUUCAAGAACCUCAGAGGAGAGUGAGGAAACUUAUAUGUAAAAAAGAAACAAGGUCUUUCGUAACUUUGCCUACUCUUCAGUUUUUCUGAGCACAAAAGGAGUCUAAUUACUGACUUCAACAACUAGUUUACAUUUGGGGAGUUCCAAAAAUAUCUUUGAACAUUGGCUUUUUAUUUGCUUUACCUUAUCUUCUUCCUUUUCUCAUCUGAAACAACAAUAAGGGGAAAAGGUGUUCAAAAUUUUGGGGAACUCUCCCAUCCUCCUGCUCUCAGUCCCUUUCUAGACCAACAGUAGGACAAGCCAAAAUUUUGCAAGUGCCAUAAAUGUGAUCAUGAUUGAAAAACUCAAGAAGAAGAAAUCCACAAUAAGCUGCUUUGACACUUUUCACUGAGUUUAUUUCAAGUCCUCUUGCUCUGUAUUUAGUCCUACAGCUCCACGUGGCAAAUCAAGUUGCACUUGGGCUUCUUUGAUGGCCUUUGCUGUGUGGGGUUCAUGACCAGAGCUCGUCGUUCCAGACUUGGUCCCAUGGCCAGGUGAGACCCUGGGGGCUCUCAGUGAGCACCCUUGGAACUCAAACUGCCCUACAGCUCCGGGGUUUGGCUUGGAAGUGCUAAACAGUCAAAGCGGAAAGCAAAUGAAGAAAGCGGUGUGUUAAUUUUUGCAGCACAUCUCA